This is a messenger RNA of Nothobranchius furzeri (turquoise killifish), 3905 nucleotides long. It is a transcript of the gene mtnr1c, whose product is annotated as melatonin receptor 1C. Gene Ontology annotation, biological process: G protein-coupled receptor signaling pathway. NCBI's taxonomy places the organism in Eukaryota, Metazoa, Chordata, Actinopteri, Cyprinodontiformes, Nothobranchiidae. Gene Ontology annotation, cellular component: plasma membrane. The record is from RefSeq and is a predicted model, not a curated record. Gene Ontology annotation, molecular function: melatonin receptor activity.
GGAGCAUCGGUGAUUGAUGAUGAGGAGCGCCGCAGUGAAACAUGGGCCAUCAUCACCUUCAGCACCUUUCAAAUUAAACACUUUAACGUCACGCUGUGCGUAAAGCGCUCCCCAAUGCUCGUCGCGCCGCGGCUCGUGUCACCCCGCCUCCCCGCGGACGGAUCAAUGUGGAUCUGUGCUCCAAGAAGUUCAGCAAGCCCACCUGAGAAGUCCAUCUGAAACACUCUGCUCUUGGUUUUUUGUCUUUUUUAACUGAACACUGUGGGUGUCGGGGUGGUGGUGGUGGGGGACAUGUUGGACGCUGCACCCUGAGGAAGAGGUGGAGGAGGAGGGUGAGAUGGAUUUUGAGGUGAAAGAUGUAGAGGGGUCCAACUGCUCGCUGAAUGAAAGCGGCUGCGGGCAGAGCGCGUCCUCCGGCGGAGUGUCCACUGCGCUGGCCAGCGUGCUGAUCUUCACCAUCGUGGUGGACAUCCUGGGCAACGUGCUCGUCAUCCUGUCUGUGUACAGGAACAAGAAGCUUAGGAACGCAGGCAACAUCUUUGUGGUGAGCCUUUCUGUAGCAGACCUGGUGGUGGCGCUGUACCCGUACCCACUGGUCCUAACAGCUAUCUUCCACAAUGACUGGACCAUGGGCGACCUACACUGUCAGGCCAGUGGCUUCAUCAUGGGCCUUAGUGUCAUAGGCUCCAUAUUCAACAUCACGGCCAUCGCCAUCAACCGGUACUGCUACAUCUGCCACAGCCUCCACUAUGAUCGCCUGUACAGCCUGAGGAACACAUGCUGCUAUCUGGGCCUCACUUGGUUGCUCACAGCCAUCGCGACGGUGCCAAACCUUUUUGUUGGUUCUCUACAGUACGACCCACGGAUUUACUCGUGUACUUUCGCUCAGACUGUCAGCUCGUAUUACACCAUCUCGGUGGUGGUCAUUCACUUCCUGAUCCCAUUGCUGGUCGUGUCCUAUUGUUACAUGAGGAUAUGGGUACUGGUGAUUCAAGUGAAACAUCGAGUUAAGCCAGAUCAAAGGACUAGGCUGAAACCUAGCGAUGUGAGGAACUUCCUGACCAUGUUUAUGGUGUUUGUGUUGUUUGCUGUGUGCUGGGCUCCACUGAAUCUCAUAGGCCUGGCUGUGGCCAUAAACCCUGUGAAGGUUGCGCCCAAAAUACCUGAGUGGCUCUUUGUCACAAGCUACUUCAUGGCGUACUUCAACAGCUGCCUCAAUGCCAUCAUAUAUGGGCUGCUCAACCAAAACUUUCGGAAGGAGUACAAAACAAUCCUCCUUGCUCUUUGCAUCCCACGAUUGCUUCUCAUGGAGACCUCCCGGUGUGCCACUGAGGGACUGAAGAGCAAGCCUUCACCGGCCAUAACAAAUAAUAAUGUAGCAGAGAUAAAUGUACAAACUUGUGUGUAAUAAGUGGAUGUGCCGUGAUUCACUCAGUGCCUUUUCAGAAUGAGUCAUGUUCUUGUCGUAAGGAUACUUUUAUGUGUUUACUGAAUUAAUCUGGCACAUAAUGAGAUCUGUGUUCACCAGGUUUAUGUACACAGGGUUUGAUGCUCCACAGCUGAACUGGAAAACCUUGGGGAUAUUGGACCCUGGACAAACACUGUGCCUUCAAAUAGAUGUCAUGAGCUCACAGUUUAGACAUGGGAAGUCACGCAGACAAUUCACGAACUCACAGUUUGCAGAAAAUAGGCAACGUACCAGGUGGUAAGUGCAACUUGAAAAGGGGGUUCAGACGACUCCUCUUGUGAGCAUGGAUAGUGUGAUUGUGUUUGAAUGCAUCAGUCAACGUGAACAUGUCAGACCCUGUGUUUGCUCCAUUGCGGUGUUUUCCACUGACUGCCUUUCUGCACUGUUUGUGUACGGUCAUUAGGCAGGACAGCAAUUCAGCAAACAAACUUCUGUAUUUAGAUAAAAUUCAUCUAAAAUAAAAACAAAAUGUAUUUUUCUUAUAAUUCAUUAGAAAAAAAUGCAUAGCCAUACUAUUCUGGCUCCAACCCUUAAAUUUAAAGCUUUUGUAACAAAUAUGCAAACAAGCUAGGCUUUGAACACAAACACAGUCACACAACACUCACCUCUCUUCUCUGGUAUAUUCCCUAUUAUAUCAAAGCCCAACACCUACAUUGCCACAGUAAACAGGAACGUGCUAAACACCAGUCACUGGCUUGCAUUGGCGUUGCAGCUUUCAUAACAAUCUGUAAAAUCCUUGGCAACAAUGACUGUAAAUUAGCCUUUAUUAGUGGUGAGUCUCUCACAUCCCUGUGGAAGAGUUUUGUCCCACUCUUCUUCACAGACUUUUUCCCAUGAUAAACGGCCUGCACAUGUAUAGUGCCUUUCAGAGUCAGAGGGCUCCAAAGCACUUUACACCACAUUCACACACUGAUGCUGAUGAGCUGCAAGAUAGCCACAGCUGCCCUGGGGAACACUGUCAAUGUCAAGGUCAAAGGUGAGAUAUUCUACGGGAUUUUCCUCUAGAGGAAAGGAUUCAUGGUUUCAUCAGUCACAGGAAGUGGUCUAGGUGCUAAAGCAGCAAAACGCCACCAUGUCUGACUGUUGCCAUGAUGGUCUUGCUCUAAAUAAAAAGGCUAAUCAAAGUCAAUACAUGCUUUAAAAAGUGAGGUGAUUACUGAUUUUACCUGGGGCCAGUCUGUUGUCUGCUGUCAUCACAGGCCACUCCGCCAACAUCCAGGUAGCCUCUCGGGUCCGGAUCUCUCCUCCCCUGGACUGUAAACACUAACACCCAGUCUCCCAAUGUAGCCAGCUAGGAGUUUAACCUCCACAGUGUAAAGAAAUUGUUUCUGUUUAAUCUAGUCUGCCUAGAAAUCAAAAACAGUAUUUUUUCCUGUGAGAGAACAGAAUAGCUGUCCAGUCUUCCAAAUGAAGUUAAAUCUGCGGAAAUGGUUGGAUUUUGUGUUUUCAGGAGCUCUCAAAAACUGAGCCAGAAUGUAACCGUGAUUUCACACACAGCUUAUUAAACGUCUGCCAAUAUCGAAGUGGGUUUUCAGACAGAUUACUUGUUAAAACCGGCACCAAUCCAGCGUUAAAGUCGCCCGACAGAGCGCCAGGGCAGUGAGUACAACCAAAAUGCUAAAUGCUAGCUGAAUGGUUAGAAAGGUUGGUGGGUGAGCGUCAAGAGACAAACUGGGACUGAUUCAUCCCAACUGAUUUUUCUCCAUCCGAGUGGUGUGUGCUUGUGGGAAACCCCCCACCCCCCCUUUCUCUGGAUCUUUAGCCGUGUACUAAAGUGGAAUUUGCGGGGGUCAUCAAAUCCAAGCACCUUAUUUGUGGGUUGAAAGAAUGGUUCACAAAUUGUAUUUUUAAAUUUCAUUAAAAAAUGACAUCUCAAUAGUGCCAGUGGUAAUGUUUCAUCAUAUCGUGGGCCUACCAUUGCUGUGGGAGGUGUAAAGUAGCAUGGUAUGGGCCCUUUAUGUGUGUCAAAAAAUCUAUAAGUAAUCAAAUACUUUUUUCCACAAAACUGUAGUUGGAUGAAAACUUCCAGAGAACAAUUGUUAUUCUUAUAUCCAGAUGCAAUGUUUAAAGGUAGAUUUUACUUUUGAACCACUUCCCUGCAUGUGUUCACCUUAGAGGUAACGCCCCACUGGUUGCCUCAGAGGAAAACACAACAGUAUGGUAUUGUUUGGAUUAAGUGGCUUUGAGAAUUAAAAGUGGGUGGAGUGCCAGUUGCAAGUCAGACUCUUAAAUUCAAUCCUCAGUGAAUGUGAACAUCUCAGGCCCAUUUUCAUGGGGGAUGUAAUGAGGUUAUGAAUUUACCAGGAAACUGCUGCUCCCUUAGGCUGGAUGUUUUCUUUCUUUUUUGAGCAAUUGUGCCCCUACUCCCAAAAAAACACUCUAGAAAUACUGUUGGAGCUGAUGCUGUGGUUUUAAAUAAAGAAAAACAACAUAUCAC